Messenger RNA from Austrofundulus limnaeus, 2481 nucleotides. RefSeq names its product trace amine-associated receptor 13c. Lineage: Eukaryota; Metazoa; Chordata; Actinopteri; Cyprinodontiformes; Rivulidae. The transcript is spliced from 3 exons. Gene Ontology annotation, molecular function: G protein-coupled adenosine receptor activity. Gene Ontology annotation, cellular component: dendrite; plasma membrane; synapse. The record is from RefSeq and is a predicted model, not a curated record. The coding region runs from base 856 to 2034 and encodes 392 amino acids. Gene Ontology annotation, biological process: G protein-coupled receptor signaling pathway.
UUCCACCAUUUUUGUGUUUGUUUUCUGUGUAUUGUGUGUUAAUUGGCUGUGGCAGCCAUCUUGAAUUAUAAUGACUUCCUGUCAGAUUUGAGAACAAGAUGCUCUAUGAAUCUUGUUGUUUCUGUUGAACAAAACAAGACGGGUGUGACUGUUAUCACUGGAGCUUUUCACAUUUACAAAAGGUUAUCACUGCAACCCCCACCCAAAAAAAAAAAAAGAAUCUGUGUGCACCUCAUCUUUAACUUGACCUCUUUUUCUCCUUCUUCUCUUCAUUCCCUUGUUUUUUUAAUUAAGAAUGAAUAGAUAUUAAACAGAAAWCAUGUUUCUCUGUUUGAACAUGUGAGAAGUAAAAGGUAAAAAGUGAAUGAAGCUUGAGGACAAACGAGUGAAAAGAAUAAAACGAAGCGRCUCUUGUUCGUAAGAGUUGUGAAACCCGGCAGACGUUUGAAGAUGAAAGGAGGCAGGGAUGCUCGUCAGAACCGUGGGAGGAAAAGAAGAAGAGUAAAACGCUACUGUGGGUUUUACCUUGAAGCUCCYGGGGAAGAGAGUGUGAUGAUGAMGAGGAGGAAGAGGAAYAGGAGGAGGGGGGAUGCUGGAGGUUCAGCUCUCAGAAGCAGGAGAGGCAGAGGCUGAAGCACAGCUGGAGUCAGGCUCAGGAGGAGAAACCAUGACGAGGAAAGCUCCAGGUUUUCUUCUGCGCUGAACUGGAUUUAACUUUUACUCAGGCGACGUUUCAAAACUGGAUUCUGUUGCUAAUCUUUUCUUCUACCUCCAAGAGUGAAAACCAGUCCAGAACAUGGUUUCCUGAGCCACCUUCCCACCGACGCGACGCAGGGAUUUCACCAAGUCUAGGUCAUGUCUGCUUUCCUUCCCAACGCCAACAUCUCAGGAGGCACAGCGGCUCUGCUGGAGACCGCCGACGGCCAAUCUAACCUGACCACAGCCUCUCCGGCAGGACACGGGCCGGGCCAGACGCUGCCGCUGCCGCCACUCUGCACCCUCUGCUGCUGUGGCCUCAUCAAUCGCACCCUCGCUGUGGCUUUCAUGGUCAGCCUGGCCUUUGCUAUUGUGGUUGGAAAUGUCAUCACGCUCACAGUGUUUGUGCAAACGAGGCAGUCAAGAACACCGCAGGGAUACUUAAAAGUGUCUUUGGCCGUUGCAGACAUGAUGGUUGGAGUCGUCGUGGUUCCGUUCUCCGUCUACACUGAGGUCUCUCUGAUGGUGACCAGUACUCCUCCCAUUUGGUACCAGAGCAGCACCAUUGCACCAGCAGCCUCCUCCUCCUCGCUUGUCGGACCAUCUGGCUCUUGGCAACCCUGCAUGCUGAUUGGUCCGGUCUUUGCCGGGUGCACGUUCGUCUCCAUCAGCACCAUCUUCCUGAUGACCCUGGAGCGCAGCGUGGCCAUCCUGCGGCCUCUGCACAAGGACACGUUGGUGACAAGGAAACGAACGCUGUUCCUCAUCCUCCUCUCCUGGUCGUCCAGCUUCCUGCUGGCUCUGGCUCCUCUCGUCUUCAGCCACAACUUCACUCUGGAGUACAACGUGUGCAGCCGCAUGUGCAACUACACCCCGCUGCUGUUUGGAGGUCAGCUCCCGUCGGACGCCAACAUUCUGCUGCUUUUCCCAGCUUUCGACUUCACGCUCCUGGGCGGCACGUUAGCGGUCAACAUUGUGUCGUUCACCAGCAUUCGACGGUACACACGYAAACGCAAGCUGCUCUCAGAGGGGAGUCUGAGUGACGGAGGYGGGAGGGGAUGCUCCCACAGGCCUUCCUUCUCGGACAUCAAGGCCGCGAAGACCAUCGGCAUACUGACGUUCGCCUUCACGGCGUCCUUCUCCCCCAUAGCGGUUUUCGUGCUGGGGAACGUGGUGGGGUACACCUGGUGUAACUUCUCCUUUUUUGCCUUCUGGAUCCUGACAGGAAACAGUUGCUGUAACGUCGUAAUCUACAGCGUCAGGGACCACCGCUUCAGAAAGGGCGUGACCCUGCUCUUUCAAAGAGAGCAGUCGCCCCCACAUAGCGAGAAGACCUGAGGACCGGUUUCGACAAGCGUACGUGCGUAAUUUGAAUCGAUUAAAAUGUUAUUUACAUCUUUCUUGGGAACAAUUCCGCCUCGUGUUUGCAGAGCGUAUAAAAACACGCGGCCUUCUUCAAACCUGCUUUCUGGGAGUUUCAACCACAAAGGGACAGCUAGGUGUGAAGGCACAGACGACGAAUAACAGCAGCUCCUCAAACACAGUCAGAGGAGUUCAGAGCAGAAAAUAGUUUCAUUCUUUCAGCAGCUUGUAAGGGAAUCUGUCCUGGAUAAAACCAAGAUGUGAAAGACUAGUUUUUUUUAUUACGGGGUUAAUUUUCAGGAUUUUAUUUAACUGUUGGAGUGGAUCAGGAAUUUAUUUGGAGAUGGAACUGAGACUGACCCUGAAUUUUAAUGUUAUUUAACAAAAAAAGAUUGUUUUAAAUAAAAAUGGGUGUUCUGAUUA